Messenger RNA from Plasmopara halstedii, 1332 nucleotides. RefSeq names its product msp1 family protein. The transcript is spliced from 3 exons. Lineage: Eukaryota; Oomycota; Peronosporomycetes; Peronosporales; Peronosporaceae. Gene Ontology annotation, molecular function: ATP hydrolysis activity; ATP binding. The coding region runs from base 1 to 1332 and encodes 443 amino acids. Gene Ontology annotation, cellular component: mitochondrial outer membrane. The record is from RefSeq and is a predicted model, not a curated record.
AUGGGCAGCAGCUCCAGUAAGAGCGAAGCCUCUAAUGGGAAGCAGCAAUCAACGUCAAACACCAACGAUACUGUUUCUUUUAAAAAUGAGCUACUAGGGAUGGUACUUGAUGGUCUCAUGCUCUUUGCCAUGUACCAGACAUCGAAAUAUUUGUACAAGCAAAUCAAGCCAAUGAUAGAUGACUGGGAUAAAGGGCAAGAUAGUCAGGCCAAACUUAAGAAUCGCUUGCAGCGCACAGGUCGCCGCGCAUUUAAGACAAGCUACUUUGAGAACAUCAUCGCUGGUGACAUUAUUGAUCCACACGAUAUUGACGUUACAUUUGAAGAUAUUGGUGGUCUAGAGCGCCAAAAACGUGAUAUCUACGACUUGGUAGUAUUACCACUUAAAAGCCCCGAGUUUUUCGCCUCUCGUGGGACACUGCUUACUGUGCCUAAAGGCAUUUUACUCUAUGGCAAACCUGGAACGGGUAAGACAAUGCUAGCUAAAGCUAUUGCCAAAGAGUCCGGUGCCUUCUUUAUUGAUCUGAAGAUCAGUACAAUUAUGAGUAAGUGGUUUGGCGAGUCACAAAAGCUUGUACAGGCUGCUUUUUCCCUUGCACAGAAACUAGCGCCGUGUAUUAUCUUUAUUGAUGAGGUUGACUCGUUCAUGGGCAAGCGAGGGGGCGUGUCAGACCAGACAUUUUCGUCUAUGAAAACGGAAUUUCUUGCGCUUUGGGAUGGAUUUACUGAAAUGACUAAUGGAGACGGUGGAGGCUUUGGUGUUUUGAUUAUGGGUGCAACGAAUCGACCCGGUGAUGUAGAUCCUGCUUUCCUUCGUCGUAUGCCUCGUACUUUUGAAAUUGGAUUACCGAACAAAUUACAGCGUGAGAAAAUUCUCCGACUACAGUUGAAAUCCGAACGGAUAGACGAUAAUUUCGAUUAUACCAAGCUCGCUGUUGAUACAAUGGACUACAGUGGAAGUGACCUAAAGGAAUUAUGUCGCGCUGCGCUGAUGAUUCCGCUUCGAGAACAUAUCGACAAUUGUCGAGCUGCUGAAGAGGAAGCUGCAAACCGCCAGACGGAUGAGCACGAGGAAACGCUAAUAUACGAUGAGACUGCUCCGAUAAAUGCUUUGACGAUGCGUCCACUAUCAAUGGCUGACUUUGACGAAGCGAGGACCAUGGUACAGCCUACUGGAGCGACAGCGUAUGCGUACGAACAGUCGCAAGAGGAAGUAAGGCCCUUGCGACAAGCAUCUGGCAGUUCAAUUGAUCCAGAUAUCUUUGCCGCCGUGUUGGCAGCUGGGUUGCAAAAUUUGAUGCAGCAGAGCCGCAAUGUCGAGUCGGCUUUUUAA